UAGAAGUUCAUACAGGUGAUACAUAUAAUGAACAGACAGAUAAAUUAGCAGGUGCGGGAGUUAAUUUGGGAUCGAUAUUUGAUAUAAACACAAAUUACAUUCGAGAUCAACAAUGUCAUUUUAAUUGGAAAGGAAUAAAUAUCGAUACAGAUAUAAAAUCAUUCAUAAAAAAGAAAGAUGAAAUAGAAUCAUUAAUAACAUGGUUUACCUAG
Diversispora eburnea is the source of this 212-nucleotide messenger RNA. NCBI's taxonomy places the organism in Eukaryota, Fungi, Glomeromycota, Glomeromycetes, Diversisporales, Diversisporaceae. The record is from the annotation of a GenBank genome assembly.